Trematosphaeria pertusa is the source of this 1424-nucleotide messenger RNA. RefSeq lists its product as uncharacterized. The coding region runs from base 363 to 1109 and encodes 248 amino acids. The record is from RefSeq and is a predicted model, not a curated record. Lineage: Eukaryota; Fungi; Ascomycota; Dothideomycetes; Pleosporales; Trematosphaeriaceae. The transcript has a single exon.
GUCUGUCUGCAUCGUCACUUUGGAUAUGUCUAUUUCUUCGCGAGAAUAACCUUUAUGCGCGAUAUGACUGAUCAGAUUAUGAGCUUCGUCCGGUUCCCUCCCUAAGCGAGGCUGCGGUGUGAUUGGCUAGCCUUCUCGACUCCGCCACCUUCGGGCUGCCCGGCACCAAUUGCUUCGUGCUCUCAUGUGAGCCUUGAGAAAGCCCCCGGGGCUGAGCCACCACAAGCAAACAUCUCAUGAACAUGGCCUUCUCACCACUUCUCCCUCUCUCUUCCACCGCGACCGACUCCACAGUUCCCUACAAACCGCGUCGCUUCACCCGUCGACGAGUGCUGCCAUCUAGGUAGCCACACUCUGACAUCAUGGUCCUCCUCGGUGGACUGGAAUUCGUCGUCGGCGGAUACCUCAUCCACCGCUACCACAAGGACAAGAAUGAAAAGAAGAAGCUGGAGGCAGAGGCCCAGCAGCGCCGUCACCAUACCUUUCCCGGGCCGGCGCCGCAAUCAUGCAACCCGUAUCCGCAACCGCAACAGCCCAUGAUGCCACAGCAGAAGUAUGCCUGUUAUGCUCCGCAGCCCCAACCUCAACAUCGCCCGCACCCCCAGUUCCAGCCUCAGCCUCAGCACCGACCUCAUACUGCUCAGCCUGUCCCUCACGCCCAAACCUUUGAAAUCCCGCGCCGACCGCUACCUCAUCAGCAGCCGCCGCCGCAGAUCAUACAGCCGCUUCAGCGAACAGACUCCUUCGCCACGAUAUCGAGAAUGCCCAUCGCGAACGGCUCUCGUCCCCACAACGCCGAACAUCAGCCGCCCGGCCUACCCCCACGACCCCACGUAUCGAACCUAUCGAUACCCCAACAACAGCCCGCGAACCACCCCUACUCAAACGCGGGCUUUUCGGUGUCAACGCCAGGCUUGGGAACCACACCAGCUACAUACCCCACAUACCCUACUGGCUAUACUGGUCAGCAGGGCGGAAGACAGACCGUGGAUGACAACUGGGAGACGUACGCGCCACAGACUGGGCUGGGACAUGGGCAAGGACAUUACUCGCCUUCGGAGUCGACGGCUCUCGGUGAGGAUGACCCGCCACCACCAUAUCGGCCUUGAAACUUGGUAGAAGAGCAAGGCUUAGGCGAACAUUACGCUUUGGGUGCAGGCAUUCAGAGGUCUUUUUCUUCUCGCUUUCUCACUUUCUCACUAUGACUGUAAUGUCGAGUGUUUCUUGGGCUUUUGAUGGCAACGUCCUCGGCGAAGGACUAUUGAUGGAUACCCGAUUUCCUUUACUUUCGUAGGUCAUGGUCUUGGGAACUAGACUGCUAUUAUAACGCUGACGGUAACGGCUAGAGAGCUUAAUAGUAUUAUUUAUUGGUGGCACAUUAACAUGGCCCCUUUCCUUCCUUCUUCACACCACCUGCAUGAACC